Molecule: messenger RNA, 3168 nt
Organism: Nematostella vectensis (starlet sea anemone)
Lineage: Eukaryota; Metazoa; Cnidaria; Anthozoa; Actiniaria; Edwardsiidae
Product: Golgi integral membrane protein 4
Exons: 14
Coding region: 201-2261 (686 amino acids)
Cellular component (GO): Golgi apparatus; Golgi membrane
Source: RefSeq, a predicted model, not a curated record
GAGUCCACUAUAAACACGAUGUCGAGGCUCGACUGGCUAUGUCUUUUCUUCUCCACGUCAACACAAGUUCUUUAGAACUAUGCGUGUUCUUAUUUUUGGGCUUGCAAAAAGAUAGCCACUGCAAGGAAAACAAAUGAUAUUACUGAUGAAUCUAUAGCGUAGCCUGGACUAUUUAUUUGAGUUGUCAAUCUUGAGUCGCUAUGCUAAACCGAAGACACAGGCCUUUGUUACAGGCCGUGAUAUUUCUUGGUUUGAUUGGGGCACUUGGAUAUUCGGUGUUCUUGUACAAUACGCUCAACCUUAAAUUAGAAAAAUCUGAUCAGCAAAUUAGGAAGUUUACCAAGCAACAGAAGUCCUUAUCCUCACAGCUGCAAGUUGUCUAUGAGCACCGGGCAAAACUUGAAAAGAGUUUUGAAAAAGAAAAAUCUGAGCACAAGAAGACGAAGGCUGAACUGACUAGCAAUAAAAAAGAAUUUUUAUUCAAUGUUACAAGAGCGAAGCAUGAGACUCGCAACAGGUUCAACUCCUUAGAAACACAACAUAGGAUGUUAAAGGCUCAGCAUGAAGAGCUAGAACUAGAGUAUAAUCGAUUGCAGCAGCAGCAUUCACGACUGAGCUCUGAGCAUCAGGAGGUGCAUCGACAACAAAUGCAGAGCUUCAACAGCCUCAAAGAGCAAAAGAAAAUGGAGAUCAUAAACCUGGAAGAACAAAUUAAGACUUUUAAGGAGCAGGCAGCUUCCUUGAGAGUGAGGUUGAGUGAAGUUGAGCAAGAUGCUGCAUAUUAUAAGGGAUUACAUAACAAAGGCCUGCUUGAUAUCCAACGUCAACAAACAACAAUUAUAUCCUUAAACCAGCGCUUACGUGAACUCAAGAAACACCAAAAGAGCUCUAUAGGAGAAGACGUGUCAGUAGAGCACAUGCAACCCAAUGCUCACAGGCUCGGCCCUGCUGACACUAGACCUGGUGUGGCUCACCCUAGACCUCCCCAGCUUCCACAGGUAUCCCAUAGAUCGACAAAAGCUAAUACCAUACCUACAAAAGAGGGGGAAGAAGAAGAAGAAGACAGAGAUGACGAUGCCGAACAAGAGAAAAAACUGCAAAACAAACAAAGCAAUAACAGGAAUACUGCACCCACCAAAAUUCCAUUGCAUAGGGACACAGCAAUUUUAAAAUCUGCUGUGGCACAGAGGCAUCAGAUGCCCAAUGAUCAGUCACAUGAUAACCUGUCACGUGAUAGAGUCAUUCACCCAAAAAGCAUAGCUAACAUUACAACUACCAACACUGAAGACUCUGUUAGACAAGUUCUACCAAGUACUCCAAAGCCAGUUAAUGUCAUCGCUAAGACGUCAUUGGUGCACGAGUCUGAGGGAGAACCUCGAGCGGAUGCUGACGAUGAGACUCAGGCAGAAGAAGCCAACGUAAAGCGAUACCUCAACCAGAGCCUGGAAGCGAAAUUGCACCAAAUAGCCAAUCAGGACCAGUCUCGGACUAUCAACCGAGAAAAUAUUAUGCCUCAGAGGCCCCAGCAGCGACCGUUGAUGCACGCCACUUUUCAAAAUGCAAACACGUUUCCACGCGUUAGGGAAAGUGAGCAAUGGGCACCUGUCCCGCUUGGAGGAGAUGUGGAGAGGCCUCAAGGAGGAGAGGUAGAGAAGCCCAAAUUGGACAGGCAAGAUCAGCUGAAUAGGCUUAAAUUACUCAAUCCUGCACGUAUGCCACAUGACUCUGAACAGAAAAACCUUAAACUUGUCGAUGAAAAAACACACAAGGUCGGACAGCCAAAAGAGAACUAUAAAUAUGAUAAUAUUAAGUUAAAGGAAACUUAUGACUCUAAGCCAAAAGUGGUCGAAACAUUGGAAGAGGCUGGACCCAAACGGACAAAAGGCGGUGAGCAGUACAGGCGACCGAUUCAGAGGCCUGGAGCAGUUGUGAAGAGAAAGGCUUCCGAGGAGGAUAAUGAGAAUAUUGAGCCGAAUGAAAGCGAUAGUCAGCGGAAAACCAGUGAAGAGCAUGCGCAGGAGGAAGAUAAUGAUAACGAGGAAGGAGAAGAGGACCCUGACGAAAACCUCUCACAAACCAAACAGGGGGAGGGCAGGCCACUGGACCAGCCUCGUCCGAAUGUAGGACGCUCCUUCGGACAGUCGGACAAGAAAAUAAAGAGGCCAAACGCCGCAGCUGACAAUGGCGACGAGGAGGAUGGCAAUAACUCGGAUUCACGAGAUAAAACGAAACGAGUGGUAAACCUAAGGGGACUACGCUGAGUGAGAUAUAGGCGUGUUUUGCAAAUAAGACCCCCUCCCACAAAGAAACUUUAAGAGUUCGGAAUAUAGAGAUCAAACAAAGCGAAUCGUAAAACCUAAGGGAAUUACCCAGAGAAAGAGGCGUGUUGUACGAUUAAUAAGACCUUCCGCCAAAAAACACUACAAGUCGCUAGCCAAUUUGAAAUUAGCGCUCUACUAAAAUUCCUCAGACCGAAUUUUAAGAAGAACUGUAUGGAACUGUAUUUUAUAUAUAGGUGCCCCCUUCUUUGGGUCCCCACCCCCUUCUCGAGAAAUCUUGGAUCCUCCCUUUGUGUGCGCUUUCAGAGCGCCGCUUUCCGUGGAAGAUUUCGAAGAUGUGUCACUGUACCUGCAACUCAUAGGUGAUAGUACCCUGAAGAGAUUCGACGUUAUUAUGCUAUCUGGCUUGGUUUUAGCAUGUAUGUAUUUGAAUUGGUUGCAAGAGAUGAAAAGUAUAGCAAUAGACCUCGUAAAAAGGAUAUGCUAGAUAGAUAAUUAGCACGAUACCGUUACUUUAUUUUGGCAAUACAUGUUCAUACACACCUCUUGCCUAUAAAAUAAAAUAGUGUAAAGCGACAACAUUGUCCGAAAAAUACUAGCAACAACGUUCAUAUGUGAUACCCGUUGUUGGCUGGUGUAUCGCAACAUUCACACUAAGCUUCUCCCACAAUGUUGGACGACGUUGCGAUUUUGGCUUUAGAAUAGUGUUCUAUUGCGAAGCUACUUCGUUUGAUAGAAAUCAAUAACUCUUAAUCCGUGAAUCUUAAAAGUUGUUGCAACGUGUGGCUAAACCUUACCUAUCUGAUAGGAAACAUAACUUAUUACUGUGCCAAGCAUGGGUGUAAUUUGUUUAAGGCACGCAAUAUACGAAUAAAUAGAGAUGUUUGUA